Symbiodinium natans is the source of this 798-nucleotide messenger RNA. The record is from the annotation of a GenBank genome assembly. NCBI's taxonomy places the organism in Eukaryota, Dinophyceae, Suessiales, Symbiodiniaceae.
AUGCAGGCUCCCCGACGCUUGCGCCCUUGGCGAGGCAAUGCAGACGCUGUCGCAUCUUUCCUUGCCUUGCCAGGAGAUCAGCCUGAAGACUCGCACGCCGACCGUGCAUCUCGCUCAUCGACCUCGGCUUCAUGCCUGGAUCAAAAUCGUGAUGUGCCUGGCGUGCUGCUGUCAUCUGCGAGCGUAGCAUUGCUUGCGCCCGCUCUGCCCGUUGGUGGCUUCUCAUCUCAGAUUCCCUUGCAGGUGUCGGGGUAUAUGCCGUUGGGGAUGGCAGAAGAGGCAGAUCCUGCAAGCGAAGCCCUGGUUCCAGAGGCUGAUGGCCCCGGGGGCCCCGGCCUUGCAAUUCGCAGAGGAGACAAAGGUCCCGCCCACGCAGAACACUACGAGCAUCAACAGACCGAAGAGCCUCCCGAGCAGCAUGGUAGUGAUGACAUGAUGAUGGCUGACAUUGGCCUGGCAAUGGUUUCGUCAGGACUGACCAUCAUGCUGGCAAUGAUGGGCGCGGUCUGCGCCUUGCGAAUCUGCCGUGAGAUGUUGCGACGCCGCAAUGCCAGUGCAGAAGGAACCACGAUGCAAACUGGCACACCAGCGCCGGAUGGUUCGCUUCAAGCGUUUCGGCCAUUUGCAGGACAGGGCUACCGCUUAGUGGUGGAAGGUGAUGUCAGCAAGCCGCCAACACCUCGGACGUCACCAAGUGAUCCGGUCGUCGGUGAGGAUAAACGCAGCGCUGAUAGGCGAUUUCCUGGCGAGGCUGGCUUGCCGAACUUUGGGGCUGGCCUUGCUUCCCCUGACGCUUAA